This is a messenger RNA of Hyla sarda, 1922 nucleotides long. It is a transcript of the gene PLRG1, whose product is annotated as pleiotropic regulator 1. The coding region runs from base 122 to 1681 and encodes 519 amino acids. NCBI's taxonomy places the organism in Eukaryota, Metazoa, Chordata, Amphibia, Anura, Hylidae. The record is from RefSeq and is a predicted model, not a curated record. Gene Ontology annotation, biological process: mRNA splicing, via spliceosome. Gene Ontology annotation, molecular function: protein binding. Gene Ontology annotation, cellular component: Prp19 complex; precatalytic spliceosome; catalytic step 2 spliceosome. The transcript has 15 exons.
CACAAGCCUCUGUCUCUAUGCUCUCAAUCACUUUCCGGUUUUCUACGUCACUUCCGUUUAGGUUUGUGUUGGUGGAGCGGUGCUGUUUUCUCAUCCGAGCUUCUCGUGCCCAUCGGACGGGAUGUCUACGCGGGAAUGGAGCGUUGCGGCGGAUGUGCAGAAGCACUCCGUCCACACACUGGUAUUUAGAUCUCUGAAGAGGACUCACGACAUGUUUGUGGCGGACAACUCCAAGCCAAUCCCUAUAGACGAAACAAGCCACAAGCUGAAGAUGGCUGUGAAGCUACGUACAGAAUAUGGACCUGUGUUACACAUGCCUACUAUUACAGAAAAUCGUGAAAAGGGAAUUGGUGCCAUGGGGGAUCCAUAUGAACGCUAUCCUAGUAUUCAAGGUCCUGAAUCAGAAUACAUGAUAACUGGAACACACCCAUAUCCUUCUGGGCCAGGUCUAGCCUUAACAGCUGAUACUCAGAUCCAAAGGAUGCCAAGUGAAUCAGCAGCACAAUCUUUGGCACUGGCCCUUCCACCUUCACAGGCAAGACUGGACGCUCAUCGCACUGCUCCUGGUAUUGGAGAUAUUUACAGACAUGCUGGACAUCCUGAGCGUUCACAGCCCCCUGGCUUGUCAAUGACUUUGGAAUCUGGUGGAAUGAAAAACUCUGCAUUAAUGGCGAAGAAAGCCCCAACUAUGCCCAAGCCACAGUGGCAUCCACCUUGGAAACUGUACAGGGUCAUCAGUGGUCACCUGGGGUGGGUGCGUUGCCUUGCAGUUGAACCUGGUAACCAGUGGUUUGUCACAGGCUCUGCAGAUAGAACGAUUAAGAUCUGGGAUCUGGCAAGUGGUAAAUUAAAGCUGUCCUUAACAGGACACAUAAGCACUGUCCGGGGAGUCAUUGUGAGUGGCAGGAGUCCAUAUUUGUUUUCUUGUGGCGAGGACAAGCAGGUGAAGUGCUGGGAUCUGGAGUAUAAUAAGGUCAUAAGGCAUUACCACGGUCAUUUAAGUGCAGUCUAUGGUUUAGACUUGCAUCCCACAAUAGAUGUACUUGUGACUUGCAGCAGAGAUUCCACAGCACGAAUUUGGGAUAUAAGGACGAAAGCUGGAGUACAUACACUUGUCGGACAUACAAACGCUGUGGCAACGGUACGAUGUCAGGCUGCAGAACCUCAGAUUAUAACAGGGAGCCACGACACCACAAUUAGACUGUGGGACAUGGUGGGUGGAAAGACUCGCGUCACAUUGACAAAUCACAAGAAAUCGGUCAGAGCUGUUGUAUUGCAUCCACGACAGUACACAUUUGCAUCUGGGUCACCAGAUAAUAUUAAACAGUGGAAAUUCCCUGAUGGAAACUUCAUCCAGAACCUCUCUGGUCACAAUGCUAUCAUCAACACGUUAGCUGUCAACUCUGAUGGAGUGCUGGUUUCAGGAGCUGAUAAUGGAACAAUGCACCUAUGGGACUGGCGGACAGGUUAUAAUUUCCAGAGAAUUCAUGCUGCCGUUCAGCCAGGCUCUUUAGACAGUGAAUCUGGUAUAUUUGCAUGCACCUUUGACCAGUCAGAGAGCAGAUUAAUCACUGCUGAAGCCGAUAAAACUGUCAAAGUAUACAGAGAGGAUGACACUGCGUCUGAAGAAACCCAUCCAAUUAACUGGAAACCCGAAAUUAUCAAGAGGAAAAGAUUUUAAUAAGCUGCAUCUUUUUUUUUUUCUUUUUUUUUUUUUUUAUACCGUCUGUUUAUCACAGUUUGACAUAGCAUGGAUUCUGUUUCAGACGUUAAGCCUAACAUUGGCUGCGGCCUUUGUCUUUCAUCAUUGUAUUCAAAUACAUCCUGUUAUGGCUAUUUCUUCUACGAUCCCUGGAAGCUGUCACACUGUACAAAAAAGGAAACCUAUUAAAGGCCGCUUCUUCCCAAUGCGGGAAACAAAA